This is a messenger RNA of Chelmon rostratus (copperband butterflyfish), 3326 nucleotides long. RefSeq names its product hepatic lectin-like. Lineage: Eukaryota; Metazoa; Chordata; Actinopteri; Chaetodontiformes; Chaetodontidae. The transcript is spliced from 7 exons. The record is from RefSeq and is a predicted model, not a curated record. Bases 99 to 788 code for a protein of 229 amino acids.
GUAAAAUCUGAAAUUUUAAAGAACAUUUGUCUUUUGGUUUCUGUCACAGAGGAAGUUUUCUCAGCACUUUUUCUGAAGUCGGGAUCUGGAAAAUUCACAUGAUGAGCCAUCCAGACGGCCACGACGAAGGUGAAGCUCCAGCCUCCCAACAAUGCUCAGGGGCAGAUGGAAGGUCAAAGGUCACAUCAGAGAGAGUGGCCCUGCUGGUUGUCAGUGUCCUCCUGGCAGCUGCUGUCAUUGUUAUCUGCCGUCUCUCUGUUGCUAACAUUCAAACCAAGAAAAGUCUCCAGACACUAAGAGAUGAGCAUGAAGCUGUAAUAAGAAAUCUCACAGCUGAGACAUGUCUGAAAUGUCAAGAAGGCUGGGAGGAACAUGGAGGACACUGCUAUUAUUUCUCCACCAAUCGUUCACCCUGGAAUAGGAGCAGAGAAGAAUGCCGACGUAAAGGAGGAGAUCUGGUUCAGAUAGACAGCACAGAGGAGCAGUCGUUCCUGGCGAUGAAACUGCGAGACAAGAUGAGCUUUCCUGAGGACAGGUUCUGGAUCGGACUGACAGACUCACAGGAAGAGGGUGCAUGGUUGUGGGUAGAUGGCUCACCGCUGAACAUCAGAUUGGCAUUUUGGAGUGACAGACAGCCAGACGACUGGAAAGGGGAGGAUAAAGAUGGAGAGGACUGUGCAAGGAUGGGAGAGAAAGGAUCAUCACACCCGAACUCUUGGUUUGAUAAGUCCUGCAAAAGGUCUCAGAAAAGCAUUUGUGAGAAGCAAAAAUGUGGGGGAGUAAAAUAAUCUGGCGUUCAAGUGGACUGCAGGGACACAGAGCGGUGUUAUAUUUAAUAAAGAUCAUUCAGUCAUGAUGCAGGUUUAGCCAGCUUGAUCUUCUUGCUUUUUGCAACAAUAUAAACUCACACAUUUUUUAAAAUUUUGUCACAGACCACGUGAGUCACAAAGGAGUUUUAGACUGUCUGGUAUGUUGUGUUCUAUCUUUGCUCUUUUUCUGGUGGAUUAGAUGAAGCGUUUACAAAAAACGGUUUGACCGAAAAAGGACUGGAAACAUCUAUUGUUAAAAAAAAAUAUUUCGUUGGAUGAAUGAAUAAUUAAAAUGUCACCUUUAAUUAACUUAUUGGUUUGCUGGUGUCCUGAGCAUACAGGUGGAGAUCGUAUAAGUGGAUUAUGCUGUGGUGCAGGUUGUAGAAGAUUUGAUGGACAUUGUAAAGCACAAUUGACCAAUAACAGAAGUGCAAGUUUUACAGCUUUUUGAAAAUAGACAAAUGUUUUAUACUUAAUAGAAAGAGAUUAUUGUCUCUUAAACUUAAGGUAGAUAAAAGUUUCCCUGCAAACAAAACUUGAACUUCUUAGGAAUUUGUUUUAGUAAUAAACCACAAACAUAAACUAACCACAAGGGGGCGGAAAAAUCACUUUUACAUUUAUGCAGGAUUAUCUUAUUAUUAUUAUCUGUAUUAAUAUUGACUUUGGAGACAACAGUAGGCCAUAUCAUCAGGUCAUAUAUAUCAAGUGUGCUGAUUAAUAAUCACCUUAUUUUGUGUACAUGCACUAUAGCAGCACAAUAUGCAACGACAUCUGUCCCUGAUGCUCUAGUCCAUUUUAUUCUUUGCUCUGCUUCACACGUGAGAGAUGGAGCAGGCCCAUUGCUGUACAUGAAACAAACACAUUCAUUUUAUUGCUAAAGAAUCAGAAUCAGCUUUAUUGGCCAUACAAGGAAUUGGACUCAGUUGUUUUCAUGGCUUUCUGUGCUUCCCCAGGAAAAGACAGAACAGCUAAGAACAAGGACAACAAAGCUGAACAAACAAAGGCAAGGAACAGAAAGGACUAUUAUAAAAAGUACCAAUGACCAACAACAUGAAUAAAAUGUCUCUAUAAGUGAAGUGUUAUUGUAUAUAAUAUUCUAAACUAGAUGAAGUGAUCGGGGUCCAAGCAGAUUUCGAGCAUUUGUGCACUUCUGUCUUACUCAUUGUGGUCAUCACGAUAUGCUGGUGCUCCGCUGAGGCAGAUAAAUCUACCUUCAGAGACAUUUGUUUAUGAGCUUCAGUGCAGACGUGCUUCACACAACUCCACCUGCUGCUGGUUCUGAUAAAAAAGCAUUGGCUUGGUUUGAUGUAUCCGCAUCAGUAAAAGCUGUGUGUGCAACCCUGUGCUGAAAUCAAUUCCUCUCUGGUAAUAAACUGAAAUGUUUUGUAUUGAAACAGAUCUGGAAAGUGUUAAAAUCAACCAGACACACUAUAGUUGUCUGAGGGAGACUAGCUGGAAACAGCAGUAACUUCUGUAAUGAAAAGGCCCAGCUAAAAUGGAUUUGACCCAUCCAAUCCUGAAUGACAACAGACUGUUUAGGCGUUUCACUGGGGAGCCAAUAAUAUGUAGUUUCAGCUGAUACAAAUAAAUAGCAAAAUCAAGUAUAGAAAUACUCUAUUACAAGAAAAAGUCCAUCAGUAUUUGCAUAAAAAAAAGCAAAAGUAACAUUCAUUAUGCAAAAUGGCCCAUUUCAAAAAUAAUAAAUAGUACAUCAUUGGAUUAGAAUUAACCAAUUGGAAAUUACAUUUCUGUUUGAAAAUGUGUCUUUUUAAUUAUUUGUGCAUAGCUGUAGAUGUGUAACUCAGACUAAUGUUCUGCUGGUUAACAGAUAAUAAGAUCACGAGUUGUUAUAAAUGAACAAGAUAGAUAGCCUGUGAGAUCUUGUGAUGAACUUUCAUCAUUUCAUCAUCAGAUUCUUUGGCCAUCCUGACUAGUUACGGUUGCUAGGUUCUCUGAGCGCUUCGGUUUCCUUCCACUAUUACAAAUAAAUUCAAUGACAACAAAAACAAAUCGAUUGGAAAUUGCAUUUCUGUUUGAAACUUUCUUUUCUUUCUUUGCUGCAUAACUGUAGAUGUUUGAUUCAGACUGAUGUUCUGCUGGUUAAAAGAUAAUAAGAUAAUGAGUUGUUAUGAAUAAACAAAGUAGACAGAUAACUGUCAGUGCUGUGCCAUCCGUUUUUAGAAGACAACAUAAAACCAGAAUCAGCAGCAGUUCAGUCAUGAUGUGAGCUGCCUCUGUCCGAGGUGCUCAAUGUUUCUCAGCUCUUUCUUCUGCUUUUUGGUUUCAGUCAGAAGAAUCGAUUUUAUCGGCAAGUAGGUUUUCGGAUAGGAUAAAUUGGCCUUGGCGUUUUGGUGCAUAACGAUAAAUAUGGAAGUGAGACAAUAUAAAAAAUGAGUACUGCAGGUUAAGAUGCACCAACAGGAAAUAAGAUAUUGACAAAAAAAACAUGAACACUGUUGACACUCAGGGUUUGGCUUGCAUAUAUUUAAUCAUACUAAAACUGAUCAAACCUGAUCU